Protopterus annectens (West African lungfish) is the source of this 8273-nucleotide messenger RNA. RefSeq names its product STIP1 homology and U-box containing protein 1 (gene STUB1). The transcript is spliced from 8 exons. Gene Ontology annotation, cellular component: Z disc; cytoplasm. The record is from RefSeq and is a predicted model, not a curated record. Gene Ontology annotation, biological process: proteasome-mediated ubiquitin-dependent protein catabolic process; protein polyubiquitination; cellular response to misfolded protein. NCBI's taxonomy places the organism in Eukaryota, Metazoa, Chordata, Ceratodontiformes, Protopteridae. Gene Ontology annotation, molecular function: ubiquitin protein ligase activity; protein-folding chaperone binding. The coding region runs from base 368 to 1756 and encodes 462 amino acids.
GGUGCAUUUUUUCAUUUUAUCCCAUAAGUACAUAACAGUCAAAAAGCAGAGUUAUAUUGUUUAAGGUGUUAUCCAUAGCAUGUAGUUAUGAAUUUAUUUCUAUUAGCAGUUUUUCUUAAAUCUUAAAGGUCCGUUACGAAUUUCAAGGUGAUAGGCCUGUUGGUGAUAACAUAUCCGUGGACUUGACUGUGUGUCAAAGCAUUGUUGAGCAGGGGGGUUGUGAAGUUCUGAAACCCUCCGUGGGAACGUGGAAGACUGCGCCUGCUUUCUUAAUAUUUUCCUUGAGAGUCUUACUGGAAGGGGUCUCAGGCUGGAGUCUGUUGGGAUCGGUGGGCGGCACCGGGACCGGGACAUCCUGGAUUGCGCAAUGGAGAAGGAGAAAAUAAGUGGGGGGCGUAAAAUGUCUGGUAGCCCUGAGAAAAGUGUUAGUGCUCAGGAGCUGAAAGAACAAGGGAACAGACUGUUUCUGAGCAGGAAAUACCCGGAAGCCAUAGCUAGCUACAGCAAAGCGAUUAACCGCAAUCCAUCUGUUGCAGUAUAUUACACGAACAGAGCCCUUUGUCACCUGAAAAUGCAGCAGAUUGAUAAGGCGCUGGCAGAUUGUAAACUUGCCCUUGAAUUAGAUUCUCAGUCUGUGAAAGCACAUUUCUUCUUGGGCCAGUGCCAGCUGGAAAUGGAGAAUUAUGACGAAGCCAUAGCCAACCUGCAGAGAGGUUUGGCUGUUUCUAAGCAAGCCAUUUCUUCAUUAAUCUCUAAGGCCAUUUCCACUGCGUCUGUAAAGGCUCAUUCUACCAGAGCUGUGGCUUCCUCUAGUGCUUUCUUCAAAGGAUUGGAUACCAGUUCUAUCCUUGGAGCUGCUGCUUGGACUUCUGUCCAUACCUUUAUUAAGCAUUACACAUUGGAUGUUUCCAGAAAUGUGGAUGUGAGUGAACUUAUUGUUGACAUGAAACAGUUUAUUAGAAAUGUUGCUUUAGCAUUGCAGUUUAAGAAUGACAAUACUGCUGAUAAUAGUGUUCAGUUUAAGAAACCUUCUGUGUAUAUACCAUCUUCACAUCCAUUAUUAGAAAGUUUUGAAAAAGCUUGCAUGAAUGAUUUUUUGCUACAAUUUGAGAAUACUAACACUAAACCUGAUUUUUUUAAUUUAACAAGAGAAGAAAAAAUAGCACUAGAUAAUUUAAAAAAGAAUACAGAUAUAGUUAUCAGACCUGCUGAUAAAGGAGGAGCAACUGUGGUUCUAGAUAAAACUUAUUAUGAUAUGAAGAUUACAGAGCUACUUAGUGACAAUAGCACUAAUAUUCCACUUGAUUCUAUAGGUUUAGAAAAACCUAUUAAAGCUAUGCAUGCUGAUUUAUAUGACAUGCUUAUAGAGUUAGACGAAUGCAAGAGGAAGCAAAUGGAGGAAAAUCCUGAAGAUAGCAGAAGCAGGACAGAACUUGCUAAGAUUGAAUCCAAACACGAUAAAUAUCUUGCUGAGAUGGAUGAGCUUUUCUCUCAGGUGGAUGAGAAAAGAAAGAAGCGUGACAUCCCUGAUUAUUUGUGUGGGAAAAUCAGCUUUGAGUUGAUGAGGGAGCCAUGCAUCACACCUAGUGGCAUCACAUACGACAGAAAGGAUAUAGAAGAGCAUCUACAGCGAGUUGGACAUUUUGACCCCGUUACACGAAGUCCUCUUAUGCAAGAUCAGCUGAUCCCCAACCUGGCUAUGAAGGAAGUGAUUGAUGCAUUCAUAUCAGAGAAUGGUUGGGUGGAAGAUUACUGAAUUGUGUUGAACAAAAAUAUACCUCACUGGACAUGCACUUUACCACUCUAGGCCAUAGCUAUGGUCAGUGGUACACUAAUUUUCUUUUCUGCUCCGUGUAUCAUACACUGACUUUUAAGACCAUGGGGCAGUCUAGAAUCUGUAAUUUAUUGUAAUGCGUGUAUUAUCUUUGAUUUUUGUCUAUAGUAACAAUAUUUUUUUCACAGGUGACUUAAUACAUGCAGAGUUUGUGAAAGGGUGUCUUGCCUGUGUACCCUUGAAAAACUGCCACAGCCUUGCUGCUGCUCUUUUAGCAAUAUCAUUCAGGUGUAACAAAGUGUCUGAUGGCUGGAUCCAUCUUCAGUCACCCUUAGGUCUAAAGCUACAGGUGUUAGGAUAGCCAAACACACACGACUUUUCCCAUGUUGUUUUCCCUCUGCUAUCUCGUAAUGUACUGCAUUAGUUCCUUUGUCCAUCUGUUUGUGGCUGUGUUUUGCUCAGCAUUGGUUUCCAGAUGGCCCAGACUACAUAUAUGUGUGUGUAUAAAUUAUCUUCUUUGUUGAAAGGCACUUUUUGUCAUCGCUUUAAUUUCAUGAGCAACUCUUUUCUCCUACAAGUAGGGUUAUUUUAUUACUGCUGUACCCCUUUGGGCUUUGGACAGUUUCCUUUUUUUGUAAAUUAGUUUUUUAAUAUUUGAAUUUUAUCUCCCUCUUUUUUGUCUGCGAGAAAUUAACUUUCUUACUGCAGUUUUUGAUAGCUCAUUAUUCCUUUCAUUUCUUAGCACUGUGAGUUUUACUGCUCAUAUUCCCACCUUUGCUGGGGGAACUCCUUUCAGCAUUUUUUUUUUUGGCUGUUACCAAAUAUUGUUAUUUGUGUUUAUUCUCAUGCAGCUUUGGAGUCUGGAAUUCACAAGUGUCCUUAUGGGGAAAAGAGUACCCUCAAGGCAAUCACAUGUAGGUGCCUGUUCUGUCUGGGCAAGGGCCAUCACACUGAAAGAUGCGAUAUCUGUAAGAUUUUCACCCCAGCCUUGUAAUUGUCAGUUGGGCACUGAACCUGUCACCUUUUGGCCACUGUCCCGAGACUAAUAAACUUUGAAAGUUCAAAAGGCACUGCCAUUCAUCUUCAGUCUCUGAGAAGGCUAACUUAGCUAUGGAGCCUCCAGUUAAGCAGACUGCCAUGCAGGUGGUAGACUACAUAGUCUACAGUUCUUUUGAGGCUUAGCUCGUAGAAUGGCUGGCUUUCUUACUGGUUCUGGCUUCCUUUCCUUUGGAGUCCAUGUCAUAGAGGCUUGAGUACCAGCACCACCAGUACUGAGUUGUGACUCCACACUGCUGAUUGCUUUUAUGCUGGAUAUUCUAUUUUUGUCAGGUUGUGAUGGUCUGGCAGCUUUAAUCCACCUUAGUGUGUGUUCCUCCCACACUUGCCUGCUUCAUCAGCAGUCGGAUUGGUAUAACUUGCACCCCCCCACCUCGUACUGGCAGGUGAGUCCUGGGGAAGGGGAGAGCGUGAACCUCAGUGAUGCCACAGCUAAUCACAGGAGCAUAGUAGUUAGGUUGCUUGCCAUGAAACCCUUUGCUUGCUGGCAUUGCACAUUUGUAGUCCAUAAGGCAUGACUUUAGAAAUAUCCUACCCCAUUCUCAAGGUUGCCAUCCCAUUCUGUCAGUCUGGUGACCAUUCUAAGCACCAGUGUCCACAGGAGGUGCAAGUAAUUGUCUGCCUCGACCAAGCCUGUAUGGUAGCUCACCCCCCCCCCCCCAAGAAAAGGAUGAGCAAACAAAGUCUUGUCACUCCUUUUCUUUCCACAUUGGAAGUGGCAGGUGCCUGAUCCACUAAUCGGACUGGAGCUAUAGGUGGGACUUCCUCCUCCUGCACCAACGGAGCUGGCUUCAAUUGGUUGGUGAUUUGGAUAAUGGGAGGUUGGUGGGGACUGUGGUAGUAGUGCAGCAUCAUUUGGCCUGAACAUUGCUUCUAUGCUGGGUCUCAAGUUGGCGCUCAAUCUGCCCUUUUGUCUCCUGGAAUUUGGAUUAUUCCUUCUUGAUGCUCACUUUUGCAGCACCAACUACAUUUAAGUCAGCAUUGUUGUUUAUAAUGCCAAUAUUGAUGGGUCCUCUUACUGUGGCUUUUGUUCCCCCUCUGUUCCUCAUCAGAUGCUGUUUGGUUAGGUGGGAUGUUGACAUUGAUUCAGGAUCAACUGUAUUUGUCUCCAGCUGGACUCUGUGCUUCUCCAGUCAGGGUUUGGGAGCUAUUAUUGGUAUAGCAUCUUAUCUCUAUACACAAAUGUUGAUUUUACUCCCUCCUCCUGGUGGUAUACUUGGGUAUGUUGCCCUGGCACCAGUUCACCUUUUUUCUGAAUCCCUUGCCUUCAGUCUUUGACUAUAUGGGCUUCCCAUAGUGUCCAGUUUGCUUUGGUUUCAGCUGCAGCCGUGAUCUGGCCUCUUCUGUAGCUCUGCUGGCCUGCCAGUUUCCUAGGGAUAACAGCAGGGCUAAAGCUUGUAAGAGAAGUCAGGCCAUCUCCUUUCGGACCCAAGUUUUCCCCUUUAUCCUUAUGUUCAGGAUCACUCCCCCUGGGGCACAAAGGAAAGCUAGGUGCAAAAGGAAGCACCUUGACUUCUGUAUGGAGCCUCCCACACCUGACCUAGAUAAGCUGGACACAAGCUCUCCAUCAUUCUUUCCUUCCCAUGGCUGACCCCACAUUUGAAGAGAUCCUGGAAUUAAUGUGCUGGAAGUGGGGUAUGGCUUUGCAGACCUCGUGUCCUCCUCGGAAAGGGCUCUUCAGAAGACUUUCAAGUCUGUCAGAGAAGUCUUUAUGGGUGUUUCCUGUGGUAGUGCAUAUUGUCAGGAUAGCUACCAAGACUGCCAAGGUCACCUGUGGCAAAGUGUCUGAUGCCCUGAAGAAGGCCAGAGUGUUGCAGCUUCCCAGGCUCCAUGUCUUUUGGCUGUGGACUCCCAAGUCAGAUACUUAGUCCCACUCCUACUGUUCAAGAGCUGAUCACUCCUGAAGCCCAUUUCUGCACAUUUAUCACUUGCCCUAAGGGUGGUAUCACACCUAAGUCACGACGAAGUUCACGGCAUUUGCCAGAUGAGCAGAAUAAUCACAAGUCUUACCCAGUCAUUUAUACUUUCAACAGUGACCAACCUUAAAUAAAGCCCUGGCUAAGACUCAGGCAGUCUGUGUUCAUUUAGAUGCUUGGGCAUCUGACAGUCUUGUAAGGGAUGAAUGGCAUACUUAUCCUGGGGGAGAGACUGUGUCUGAUGUUUCUUUGCUAGGUUCUUGUAGAGGCUGAACCUCAGAGAGAUGUUGAACUUUGUGGAAGGUAGCAUAACUGCCCCAGGGUUGGGGCAAAUGCUCAAGUUAUUCUCUGUUGUCUACCCAUCAUGACAGUGUUUUCAGCACAUGGGAGUGGAACUUUGGGCAAGAAAAACUCUGCAAGCCUGAGUACGAUGAUUCCUGUAUAACCCUGUCUCACUCCUGGUGCCUGACAAACUUUUAGCCCUGUCAGCCCGUGCAUAGAGAAGGAUUUCAUGCUUGAAGUGCUCAUGGUAAGGAACAACCUCAGACAUAUUAUCUUUGUCUGGAUUUCCAUUCAUUCAGUCUCCACAUCCUGGGACUCAGCAUUGGAAGUCCUGACAUUUUAAACAGUUACUGUUCGUUACACUUCUUUGCAGAUGGGGAAGCCCUGAUGUGAUCUGACUAGUGCUAAGUGCAGUGACUUCUUCCUAUCACCAAAGAACCCUUGACAGAUGAUGUAGGUCAUUCGAUGCUGAUGUAACUUCUUUCCACUUUCCCCCUUCAUUUGACUGCAUUUGUCUAUAAAGUGAGGCUUCUCAAGGCCAAGGUCAUCCUUGCUGUCUUGUCAAGUCUGGCUGUCCCUUUUGCUGCCUCAUUUGCUGGAAAAUCCAUUUUUUUCUAAGACAGCCAAAAUCUUACUGUCAUGCUAGUUAGAUAGGUUUUACUUGAGUAUCCAUUUACUACAGCCCACAGCUUGGUUUUUGCUGCUCCUAUAGUUGUUAAUAAUUAUUCCUUUUUGGAGAAGGCUAUUUCAGACAUUUCUGCAUCCCAGAAACCAACAGAAAGAAAACUGAAAUAAAUGGACAGAAACCUCUUUGUGAACCAGUACCUCAUUUUGACCUCUCUCUUUUAUACUGCAAAAGUUAACUCGAGCUCCUUUUUGGAUCAGCUACUUCAGUGUAGCUCAGAUCUGUUCCUUGGAUAAUUGUCUUUUUAGUAGCUGUUAUUUUUGGUUGGAAGAUAUCUGAGAUUUAAGCUGAAUCUCCUUACUUGGUCUGUUACAAGAACCAUAUCUCCCUUCAAACUAACCUUUCCUUUGUACUGAAGAUGGCUCUGGCAUUCUACUUGAAUCAGAUUAUUCAUUUGCCUGUUUUUAUUUCUUAAGUUACGCUACCCAAAGGUAGUAUAUCUUACCCCUGCCUAGAUGUUAACAGGCAGUUUAGAUAUGUGGACAUUCUUGGAUGUUUACCUCUCUUAUACUUUUAUGACGUUGGGCCAAAAGAUUUUCAAAGUCACCUUAUCCAGAUAGUUUUCUCUCUGCAACAUGAUUUGCUGUUACUCUUGACGCUUGGUGUUCCUAAGACCCUUACCAAUAAGACCUUGGUCUUUUCCUCCUUCAGGAGUGCUUUGGUGGACAGUGUCUUUAUGGCUAUUACAUGGUCUUCCUUAAACACAUUUAUUAAGACUUCUAGGUUGACUGUGUUUACGAAUCUGGAACCACUGUGUUGAGGGAUAUUUUGUCCCAGGACAUUCCAUCAGGAAGGUUACUGAGGAAGGACCUACUUCUAUAAGAUGUGAAAGCUAAGUACUUACAAUGACAUUUGAUGUGUAAUAAGUGUGUCCAUUCUCAGUAAUGACUUUUCCCUCCUUAGUACUUUUGUGGGCUUAGUUCUUGAGUUCUAGUUGUCUCAGAUGACUACCUUUUUUGAGAAAGAAGGUGUUGCAAUGUAUUAUGAGAUAUGGAAGAAGAGCAGCCACUUGGAAGCGUUUGGAGUGCCAAGUAAUCCUAAUGUCUGCAGCCUUGGUCCUAGAAGUUACUGAAGAUGAUCCUACUCCAACAAGGUCUAUCAUUACGGUAAACACACAACUCUCACUUUGAGGAAGUUAGUUUUGUACUUCCCUUUUUGGUUCACAAAAAUCAUAUAAGUUGGCAAAAUUUAAAAUGUGAAUAUUUAGGAAUGAGAAGGUAGUCUGGAAUUAUGUUAAGUUCGGAGUUUAAAGUUACAAAGUCCUGGAGUUUUUGGAUUUACUUUCAUAAAGCUAUUUAUAUCUUGCUGUCCUUUGUGUAAGGCACAGACUUUUUAAACAUCUGUUGCUUUACCAAUUUGAAUUCUUAUCAAAUAAUUAAGUCUGAGGACAGUUUUACCAUAUUUUUCUUUCUAUACAUUGUGCUUGACAUUUUAAUCUAGUACAACAAAGGUUUAAGAGUGGGAAGAUCUAACUGGAGACUGGUGUGUCUCCUUGCUUUCAGAUCUUUGUUAAACUGUGAGGCAGCACACAGAAUGUAUUGUUUAGGGCUUGCUUAAUUACUAAAAUUGCAUAACAUUUUUGUGCAAAUGAUAGAGGAGUCAUUUUUUGGGGAAUGGAUUAAAAUCUGCUUGCUGAUGACUGAUGCCUUGUAGCCUUAAACUGCCAUUUUGAUAUGAAUGCCUUAUUAAUAAUGGCAUGCUUGUCAUUAAAUGCCAUUUUUCUUUGCCAUCUGAUGGCAUGCUUUUUUUAAAUGACAUUUUACUUUACCCUGUGAAGGUGUAUUUCUGAAAUGAGUACAUUCUGUUUGCUGUCUAUGAAAAAGGACUACAUGCUUCUCUACUGGUUUAAAUGGUUUCAGGCCAAGCAUGUCUGUUUUUUAUGGUGAUAUAUUGAAUUUAAAAGGGUAUGUGAUGGAAUUGUCACCAUUGUCAAGAGGUUUUGAAUCCUAAAGUGCAUUCAUUAUGAUACUGUGAGAAGUCAUAUUGGCACUGUGACAGAAAUUAAUCACCUUGGGCAGUAGAUUCUCAGGAGUGAUUUGGAAGUUUGAAAGUUUCAUUGUAACAGUUUUACAUUUCGGGGAAGGAGCUUGACAUUUUUUCAUCACAUGCAAUAGCGUGUUACUAGCUUUCUGACCGACUUAUUUGUACUUACCAGCUCUUGGGUUUCAUUUUGGCCCAGCUAAUUAGCACUUCACACAUAAGAAAAGAACCGUACUGAUGUUAGUGUUUCCUUGCACCUACCUGGUUCUGUUCCUUUGCAGUGAAAUGUAGCUGUUUUUUGGGAACAUGAUUGUCUACAGAUUUCCAAUCACCAUAUAAUUGCAUUUCAGUUGCCACCCCGUUCCUCCAAACACACACAACAAGCAUUUCAUUCUGAUGGUUGAAGGAAGUCCUUAGGAUAACAUUAGCAAGUGUUAAGCUAUUAAUACCUUUUGGGCUCCAGGAAGUAUGUUAAAUGUUUCAUUUCUGUAUUACACUUUACUGGAGAGCUUGUGCCACUUCUCAUUUGGAAGGAUUAACAUUGUAAAUCAGUAGAAUUUUUAAUAAAAUAUAAACUUUU